AUGAACUUUCUUAUCCCGCUGGCCCAGGUUUUUGGCGGCUGCUGCUGCAACGUCUACUCGUUUGAGGCGCUUCUAGACCAGGGCAAACGUCUUCCCGAACACCCGGACGUGGGCCAUGUCGUGACGCUUUUACAGUUCAUGCUCGUUUCUCUUGUGGCCGUGCGGCCCCAUCUCGUUCGGCACGGCUUCUUUUACACUUUCCGCCGCCCCAAGAUCCCGCUUAACCGCCACAUGGUGUCCGUUGGGCUUUUUUUCGCCGUUCUGGUCCUCAACAAUUCCGUCUGGCGCUUUGGCGUCAGCGUCCCGAUCCACAUCACCCUCCGUUCCAGCGCCGCAUGUGUGACCAUGGCCGUGGGCUAUGUUUUUGGCGGGAAAAGAUACACGCGGAGCCAGAUUUGCGCUCUGGUGUUGAUGCUGGCGGGUUCUGCCAUGGUGGUGUGCCAAAAAUCACAAGAUUCCCACAGCACGCUGGAUGGCCUACGGUACUUUGUAGGCGUGGGUGUUUUGGUGGCUGCGCUGGUUCUCGGGGCGUUUCUCGGGCUCUACAAUGAAAGGCUCUACCGCAAGUACGGCACCCAUUGGCAAGAAACGCUUUUCUACUCGCAUGCGCUUGCGCUUCCGCUCUUUUUGCUUUUGGGCCGAGGCGUGUGGACAGACUUGGUGACAAUGUGCCGCAGCGGGCCGUUCUACUCGCUUGAAACAUGGGCCUCUCUGUUUUCGUUGUUCGCUUCUUCCAAGACUCUAGGCAACUUUCUGGUGCUGCGGCCUGCGCUUCUAUUGGCCCUUAAUGCGGCCACUCAGGUUGUUUGCGCCCGAGGAGUCAACCAGUUGGCUGGUCGAGCACUGUCUCUAACGGUAGUGGUUGUUCUUUUGGUUCGCAAGUUUUUGAGCUUGGUGCUCAGCUCGGUGGUGUUUGGAAACCGCUUUAACUUGCAGGGCUACAUGGGGUCUUUGCUUUUGGUGGCAGGCACCAUCCAAUACGCCAUGGCAACGUACAAGAAGGAGAAGGUGCACUAG
Molecule: messenger RNA, 1017 nt
Organism: Clavispora lusitaniae ATCC 42720
Lineage: Eukaryota; Fungi; Ascomycota; Pichiomycetes; Serinales; Metschnikowiaceae
Gene: YEA4
Product: Yea4p
Biological process (GO): transmembrane transport
Cellular component (GO): Golgi membrane; endoplasmic reticulum membrane
Molecular function (GO): UDP-N-acetylglucosamine transmembrane transporter activity
Source: RefSeq, a predicted model, not a curated record